Penicillium canariense is the source of this 861-nucleotide messenger RNA. Its product is annotated as oxidase ustYa family protein. The coding region runs from base 1 to 861 and encodes 286 amino acids. The transcript is spliced from 3 exons. The record is from RefSeq and is a predicted model, not a curated record. NCBI's taxonomy places the organism in Eukaryota, Fungi, Ascomycota, Eurotiomycetes, Eurotiales, Aspergillaceae. Gene Ontology annotation, biological process: mycotoxin biosynthetic process.
AUGGCAGGGAUCGGUCCCAAGAAACAGUCCUAUCGACCGAUUCACAGCGAAGACACGGAUUCAGAGUCCUCUGACACGUCUAGGUUCAUUGAGCCCGAAUCUUGCCAGAAGUCCCAUCUUCGUCUCAUUGCUCCAUGGAUAGCUUCCACUCUCUUCCUGUCCCUGAUUACGGGGUACCUGCUAUUCCAGCAACCCCGUUCCUGCUCCGCGUGUCCAUCAGCCUUCCGAACCGACCUUCGCGAUGCACAUGCCUAUAUCUUUUAUGAGGAACGUGUGUUCUCGGGGAAGCUUGGAUUCAACGAGGAGCUAGGCAAGGUCUAUCGAGAUAUCGACCGGUCAGAGCCUCAAUAUGUCGGUCCUCCAUCUCCAGAGAUUGAUGGUGCCUGGGCUGAUUUAUUACGAGAUGGCCACAUGGACUUACAAAAUGGCGGAACCCAAGGCGAGUUCGUAAGGAUGACCGACGAAGAAGCGGCGCCAUACACACCAGAGCUCAACAAGGCUCCUUCCUCGGAUUAUUACCACUUUGAACCUGAUAUGUUCCACUCCCUCCACUGUCUCAACGCAAUCCGAAUAGAACUCGACGAGGACUACUAUUCAAAGCAUCCUCAUCCUCACCACGCCGACCUGGAGCAAGCAAUCAGAAAUUCCACGAAUUUCCCGGAUAAUUGGGAUCGAAUCCACCGUGACCAUUGUCUAGAUCAGCUGCGGCAAGCUAUCCAAUGUCAUGGAGAUCUGUCACCGGUCCCUGUGUAUCAUUAUAAUAAUGACAGAGUCGGGCUUGGAGUUGAGCAGGUUCAUACAUGCCGCAAGUGGGAGCCUAUGCGGAAGUGGAUGGAUAUUCGUAAGGCGAACCAGCAAUGA